AUGGAAAGUACUGCUCCAAGAACUACUCUUGACAAAUCCAUUUUUGAUUCAACGAUUAAGAUACUAGCUGCAGCAGUUCCUGUGAAGUUGAUUGGGAAGUUCCAAGGGCAAUUCAAGUCUUUGCUCCUCCAAAUCCCUGCCAUUAAGAAUGUUGUUCCAGUGGAAGGAGAUAAAACCUUGAAACAUCUGCUUCUAGAUAAGGAAUUUGGAACAGAUCCUGAAUCUCUUCCUGAUAAUCUAAAGCAAUUUAUCAAAGACAACGAGAUCAAAUUGGAAGAGAAAGAAAUCAGCAUUGGCUAUGCCAAUAUUUCAUGCCAUGAAGCCUUGGAAAAAGUCAUUCCGGAAGGAGUUGUUAUCCCUACAGGAUUCGAAUCCGUUGGCCAUAUCGCCCACAUGAACCUCAACGAAGAGCAAAUGCUUUAUAAGUAUGACAUUGGACAGAUCUUCUUGGAGAAGAACCCUGCGAUAAAGACUGUGCUCACUAAAGUUGGCCAUAUCGAGAACACUUUCAGAACAUUUAACUUCGAAGUCUUAGCAGGGGAAGAAACAUUCGAGACAACUCAAAAUGAAGAUGGCAUCAAGUUUGAUGUUGAUAUAACAAAAGUUUACUGGUGCUCAAGACUUGGACAAGAGAGAUCCAGAGUUAUCGAAGAGUUCUUCAAACCUGGUGAUGUCGUUUGUGACAUGUUCUGCGGAAUCGGCCCACUUUCUGUAAGAGCUGCUAAAGAUAAGGGAAUAAAAGUCCUUGCAAAUGAUCUUAACCCAGAUUGCUACCAUUACUUAAGAAGAAAUAUUGUUCAGAACAAGGUAGCUGAUUUGGUCCUCCCCUUUUGUAUGGAUGGACGGGAAUUCGUCAAGCAUUGUGUUCUAGAAUCCAACAACCAAGAUGUGCUCAAUAAAGAAGAAGAGAAGAAAGAACCAGUAGAUCCCAAGAACAAGAAAAAGAAAAGAGCUCCUUCUCAAAAAGAAGAGGAAGAGAAGUUGGUACCAGAGAAUGAAACUAUCACACCUAUUAAAAACCGCUCUUUUCUUCAUUUUGAUCAUGUUUACAUGAAUCUCCCCAUGGAUGCAGUUGAGUUUCUCGAUGCCUUCAUUGGAAUAUUUAAUAACGCUAAUCCUGAAAUCUGGAACAAAGAAGACAAGCCUGAAGGAGUAAGCAAAGGAGAAGGCCUCCCUUUAAUCCACGUUUAUGGAUUCACAACAGAAAAUCAGGAUACAGACAAAGCUAAGGAAUACUUUACAACUAGGAUUGCCGAAGUUUUCAAAGAUUGUGGAGGCUUUACUGAAGACAAAAUCCUUAAAUUUCACAACAACCGAGAAGUAUCCAGAGUUAGUUCAAUGUACUGCGUGACUUUCAGACUUCCAGAAGAGGUUGCCUACUACAAUCCUCAUAAAAGACAGAAGACAGAUGAAGAGGGUGAGUAA
Messenger RNA from Moneuplotes crassus, 1425 nucleotides. The record is from the annotation of a GenBank genome assembly. Lineage: Eukaryota; Ciliophora; Spirotrichea; Euplotida; Euplotidae.